Molecule: messenger RNA, 501 nt
Organism: Salvia splendens (bonfire salvia)
Lineage: Eukaryota; Viridiplantae; Streptophyta; Magnoliopsida; Lamiales; Lamiaceae
Product: secreted RxLR effector protein 161-like
Exons: 1
Coding region: 1-501 (166 amino acids)
Source: RefSeq, a predicted model, not a curated record
AUGGCAGACCAUGGCAGACAACAUUGGCUGUCACUGAAGUGGACUCUUCGAUAUUUGAGAGGAGCUGGUGACUAUGGGAUAUUGUUCAGAGGUGGUGAAGAGUAUGUUGGUGAUCCCCUAGUGGGGUAUUGUGAUAGUGACUAUGCAGGGAAUAUAGACAAUAGAAGAUCUCAGUCAGGUUAUGUCUUCACUUUAUAUGGUGGAGCUGUGUGUUGGAAGUCCAGUUUGCAGAGUGUGGUGGCUCAAUCCACAACUGAAGCUGAAUACAUGGCGAUGACAGUUGCAGUCAGAGAGAAUUUUUGGUUAAGAGGUAUUGCUUCUGAUUUUGGAGUAGAACAGAAAUCCAUUGCCAUAGGUACUGUUAUUCCUAAUCAUCGGUUCCAAUUAUGUAACACUUCCUUGUUUGUUCUUGUGGAGCUCGGACAUGAUAACUGCGUUUUAGGAAACCAUACAUUACAAGAUGGAAUCUCUCAUGCCGUUAAAACUAAUAACUGCAGUUGA